Messenger RNA from Rotaria socialis, 1266 nucleotides. NCBI's taxonomy places the organism in Eukaryota, Metazoa, Rotifera, Eurotatoria, Philodinida, Philodinidae. The record is from the annotation of a GenBank genome assembly.
AUGCAGUCUCCAUUCGAGGAUAAUGCUAAUUCUCGAACAUUAUAUGUUGGUAAUCUUGACCCAUCUGUUUCGGAAGAUCUUUUAAUGGCUCUGUUCUCACAAAUGGGAGCAUGCAAAAAUUGUAAAAUCAUUCAUGAACCAAACAGUGAUCUAUAUGCGUUUAUUGAAUUUGCUGAACAUCAACCAGCAGCUAAUGCUCUACUCGCAAUGAACAAACGUUUAGUUAUGGGUAGGGAAAUUAAAGUGAAUUGGGCAACGACAUCAGCAGGUACUACAAGUAAAAUUGAUACAAGCAAACAUUUUCACAUAUUUGUUGGUGAUCUAGCGCCUGAAAUCGAUCAAAACACAUUACGUGAAGCAUUUUCACCGUUCGGAGAAAUUUCAGAAAUCAAAAUUGCUAAAUUUACUGAUACACAAAAACCAAAAGGAUAUUGCUUUAUAUCUUUUGCCAAUCAGAGUGAUGCAGAAACAGCUAUUACCAGUAUGAAUGGUCAGUGGCUUGGCACACGAAAAAUACGUACAAAUUGGGCAACAAGAAAAGGACCCAGCAACGAGCCUACAACUGCUACACGAAGUCGAGAUUCAAAUACUUCUCAAUAUGGUCAAGAACUUUCGACAUCCAAACUUGAUUUUAAUGAAGUAUGGAAAAGAACGAGUGAUACAAAUACGACUGUAUAUUUUGGUAAUUGUGGUGAUGUCAAUGAAGAUUUAGUUCGUUCGUGUUUUGAACGAUACGGUCAAAUAGCAGAAAUACGUGUAUUCAAAGAAAAAGGAUACGCAUUUGUCCGAUUUGCAAAAAAAGACAAUGCUUGCCAAGCUAUUUGCCAUAUACAUGGUUCAAAUGUUCAUGGUCAUACAGUCAAAUGCGGUUGGGGACGCGAUGAAUCAGCGAAUACUAGCAAUAAUGUAUCGAAUUAUAGCGGUAGUAUGAAUAAUCAAUAUGAUUCUUGUUCUCAAAAUUCUUACGGCCCACCAGCCAAUCAGAACUAUAUGGGUGGCGGUGGUGGUAAUAAUCCUGGUUAUGGCAAGUAUGGUGGUAAUUAUCAACAGCCAAAUUAUCCGCAACAACAGUACUAUAAUUCUCAACAACAGUGGAAUAACAAUGAACAACAAUCGUGGGAUCCUUAUCCGCAGUCUGCCACUGGCGGUUGGAAUAAUAGCAAUAAUAACUCCAAUAAUUAUCCACCUAAUUCCAAUCAAUAUCAUGAUCAACAACAGUCCUACAUGUAUUCUUCUAAUUCAGCUUGGGGCCCAUCACAACGCUGA